UGCGUAUGAAUCAAAAAUGGCGAAUUUCGGAUAGUUCGAUGCAUAUAGUUCGCGAAAUUUUUAAGCGUUUUCAUACUAAAACCCAUCGGUUAAUCAAAAUCUUACUGAUUGAAUACACAAUAAAAUGAAUACUGUCGUCGAGACGGAUGUUAAUGAUAUCUUUAAGGAAGAAAUCGUCAGCGUGAAAACCAUAGACCAUUGUCAAAGCACAGACAUUUUGCAAAGGAUAUGGGCCAAAGCUCUAAAUCAUGUCUACAAAAAGGAUACCGCCUCAUUUGAAACAGUAGCACAAUUUGUCUUGCAGCACACUGAGUCAAUGUUGUUUGGGUUCAACUGGAACUCAGUGCCCCAUCACGAUGUACAGCAAAUUGAAGAACACAUAACCCAAUGGCUACCGUCAUUAACGAGCCCGAUAUUACGUGAUAAGUGCCAACAUAUAUUAGAUCAUAUCCAUUCACCUCACAGCCAUCCAAUAUUAAAUAAAUUGAAACGAGAGAACAUAACGAAGGACUGGUUACACGAUGCCAUUCAAUAUUUAAUGAUGGAGACCGGUAGCACAAUCGUUCAAAGGCUAAAAGUUUACUCAAGUUUCCCGGACUAUGCAAUGAUUAUCCAGUACGCAAAGAAUUGUUGGGGCAUAAUUAGUAGUUUAAGUUUAGAUCAUCCGUUGUCGAAAGCAAUAUCAGUUGAUGAAUUUUACUCCAUAUUGGCAUAUCAUUUGACAUCGAUGUACACCACCGGUGAUUUGAAUUAUAUUUUUCAAGUGAUUAUCGAUAUGGAGAUAACCGAAACGCUCAAAUUAAUAGAAAAAUUUCCGGUAAUAUGCGGUGAAAUGGAAGGAAACGGCGAAAUUGUCAUCGAUUUGCUGUACAAAUAUCACUUCAACGAAUUUCUACGAUCAACGGAUAACAAUACGUCCGUUGAUGAACAUCUAAUGAUUUUAACGAACAGCUACUGUCAACGAUACAAACACAAGUCGCCAAAUGAAUUUGGCAAUUUAAUAUUGGAUAUUGCGUCGACGGGACUCAAUUGCCCCACCAAAAAACUGUUCAUCGUUCUGCAUGUAAUACACAAUGAAUGCACCGACAGUCAUUUAAAUUUCAAAUUGAGACUGGCUUAUUUGGGUCUAACCCACGAUUUCAAUCAGCUUGAACUGAAAAAAGCUGACAUCGAUUGUGAUAUGUACGACAUAAUGGCAGCUGAAGCUGAGCUGUCCGAAUUUUUUGUGUUCUUGGGCGAUGUUUUGAUUAAAUUCCCGGAAAUACACCGCGAAUGCUUCUUAACGGCAUUUACCCUGAAUCCCAGUCAGCAAUUGUACCAAAAACUUAAAGACAUUGCCAGCAGUCAAGGAAUCGACUCGUCCAGUGAUGUACCGAAAGGGUCCAUUCCAGCAAUCACAAACACUGGCUACCUAGUCACUCACAACUACAAUCCGUUCGAAUCGCCCAAUUUUAUCAUGGACACCAAUGAAAUUGACAUUGACGUGCGUGAAGACUUGUCCCGAGCAAUUACGCAUCCACGGCUUAAGUUCAUUUCCUGGGGAAUGCCGUACGAUGAAUUUUGCGACCUUUGCGAAAAGCUGAUGGCUGGACAAAAGGAGGAAUUUACGAAGAAUGUUGUAGCGUUGGCUAAUGAAAGCUUGGAGUACGUUGAUAUCGACUUUACGAGAUUCAAAGACUUGCCGGAGAGGGAAGUGGACGAUGGCAUCGAAAAGGGCUAUCACAUGUUUUUGGAUGAUGAAGAUUCAUCCGAAGAGGAUGACGACAAAACAAUGACGUCACCAGAAGCGGCCGAACUGAUUAAAGAAGACGAAAUUAGGUUGAAAAAGAAGAAAACAGUUUUGAAGAGGAAGAGCACAAUUUGCAAAAAACUCAUGGAGAACGGUGUGCCGAUGAAAAAGAUCCUAAUGAAAGCUCCACCCCGAAAGAUUCCUCGUCCACCGCAAUGUAAUCGAAUCGAUUGGAAACAUAUCGAGGAAUUGAAAGAGUAUUUCAAAGAGCACAGCCAGCUAAUCAAAGCAACACAGAUGUUCAAUGACGCACAAACACUCAUCGACAAAUUAACCGAAAUGUCGGCCAACAAGGAACCACAACUUCCAGAACAAAGCAGCACAAAUGCAGCCAUGGGCGCCAUGAGUGGUGAUGUAAAUUUAAACAUUAUUCCAAUAGAUCCGAACACUGGCGUUGUUCUCAACCAUUCAUCAUCGACUGAACAUGAAAAUUUUCCUAACACGUCAUUGGUGUUGCCAAAUGCUAUCUCACACAUCACAGAUACGUCGAAUAUUGCAGCCGUCAAUUUGCCAACACCAUCAACAUCAAUGACGUUACCGAAUCCAAACGAUCCAGUGGCUGAAAUUACCAAACAGAUAUUACAAUUGUUGGAUGAUGUGGACGCAGAAUUGCGACUGCAUUACAGGCGACAAAAGAACUACCUAGCAGGUAUAAAACGCAAAAUGAUCAAAACGGGUGGUAUUGACAAGACCAAUGCUGACAGCAAACCAAAUCAAAUUAGCGCAACGACCGAUGAGAAUGCUUCAAUGGAUGUUCUUCCCGCGUCAAAUUCGUCUAAUAUUCCAAUCGAACAAAAUGUGAAUCCUGUCGAUGUGAAAGUUGAAGACAUGAGGAGGGAGACCUACGAUGUAUUUACCUCGAAUCAGUUCGAAAGUACGUCAUCGAUGUCUGCACCAUUAAUGAACUUUACUCAGUUUACUGAUCCAUCCUCAUACGGACUGGGUCCACCCCAAGGAUUCAUUGAGGAUAACAAAGAUUUUGUCAACGCUUUCCUUGAACCCAUCCACAAUUCCUACACGCCGAGUUCAACAAUGUACGACACGACGCCUCAGUCACUUCCAGCACCUGAACAGUCUACGAAUCAUUACGAUGAGAUUAUAAAUAUGGUUGCGACUUCAUACGUUGAUGACGGCGAUUCACCAGUUGAUAAGCGGAAAGCAACGAAGAAACGGAAAAAGCUAAGCGUACCACAGCAGUGCUCAAAUGAGUCACCGAUCCAACAAAUGUCCAUCAUGAACAAUAUCGGCGCAUCUGCACCGCUUAUUGAAACGUAUGGAAACUCUGAACCAAAUGGAUACGGCCACUACAAUGACUCAUCAACUACGAUCACAGAGCUUGACGUCAGGAAAGAUGAAUUAGGAAUUGGCAUUUUUUGCGCUCCAAAUGUGCCCCAGGUAAUGCCCGUUGACGGUGUAACAACUGAAAUUAAAAUAAAAAAGCCACGCAAGCCGCGAGGACCCAAUAAACGUAAAAAGGUGAAGCCUGACUCCGACCAGUCGAUUGCAGAGGGUCCCGACGGAAUCAAAAUCAUUCAGGGACAGCUAGGUGAAAGUGGUCAAAACGCUCAGUUAGCGACUGAAGUAUUGGAACCGAAAAAAGUCAAGCCUCCAAGAGCUCCCAGACCGAGAGUUCCCAAACACACGCUCCCAGAUGGUUCUACUGACAGUUCUCAUUUUACUCCGAACUGUAAAUUAUCCGAUUUGCCCGAUGAUGUGCUGAGUGAUAAAGGCAAGUCGUAUAUGGACUCAAUAGAACGGGCGAUACAAAAAGUGAUGGCUGGCGUUGAAUACGAUAUUCAGCCGCCGAAAAUUAUCAAUUCCGAUGAGAUGACCAUGAUGGAAAUUGACGGUGUGUUGGAGAACAUUCUGAAUAUGAACAACGGAAUAAACAACGGAGUUUCGGUCAAUCGAGACGAUUGCAAGGCAACAGUCCCAAAUCAUAGUAGAAACAAUUCGACCAUAGAGCAGGACUACACGGAAAACUUUGACUUGGACUUGACGAACGACAACUUGUACCAGGAUGGAAAUGAGCCUGUCGAAUCGUCACAACCCCCGGUAGAAGAAGACAAAAACAAAGUGACAAUCCUGUCGGAACUUCUUGCUGACGAGCCUCAGUACUUCUCUGCCGAUCCAUCAAUGGGAGGCGAUAAUUGCGAUUCAUCGAAUUUGAUGAACACAUCGACGGACACAAGUGGAAACUAUUCAACCGAAUUUAAUGGAUUUGCCGAACUGAUCUUACCGCCAUCGAUUAAAGCCGAAUGUCAGCCUGAAUGUGCGUUUACACCUUCCGAAAACUGUACCUCAUACACCGACAUCAGUUACAAUACCAAACCGAGUUCGACACUGGGCACGGAAAUGAAUGAAGCUUUCGUUAAACACGAUACCGAAAUCGAAGUCAAUGACGUUUUCGUUAAACCGAAGACAGAAAUCGACAGGUCCAAUGGCCAGUCUACUUCGAAUCAAUUUGUAAAGUCCACCGUAGAACGUCUUCCACAACACUUUCCAAAUGCCGAACCGCAGAAAGUGGACCUGAAUAUCAGGCCCGAUUAUACAAACUUUGCUCAGGAGCCAGUUGGAUUCCAACAACAGUCUGACUACCAAACAUGCAAUAUUAUGGAGAAUGUCAGCAGCCACCCAGCAAUACCAACGAACUCGCCAAUUAUUUCUCCACCUCCAGUACAGAAAGUAAAUGGUACCACAGCAUCAACCAAAUCGGACAGAUUAACUUCUUCACUUCGUUUAAUUCGUAAGCCAAAUUUCCGUCAAUCUAUGUCUUCGACGACUGCGAUAAAGACGAGGAAAUUGUCGAUUCGUUUGGAUCGGAGCGUUGUCGAUGACUUCCUAGCAACGCAGAGAAAGAAUGCAGUGCGAUUACUCCAACCGAUAGUUGUGCUUAGGCGGCUGGAAGACGAAGACGGCGAAAGUACUGUGAAGCGAUCAAAGACCAGCCGAAUGGGAAAAAGGAAGCAAAAUCGUGCAAUAUGGGAUGGUGAAACGGUUAAAGAUAAAAAGACUUUUAAACGACGACGAGAUGAUAUGGACGACGCGGAAGGCAGCAGUGGCUUUACGGGUGGAAGUGGCGGUAGUUGUUAUUCGUCUGAUAGUCAAAGUGGAUCGUCAGGAACUAGAGACUCAGUAGAUUCACCGCCGCCGAAGUCAACCAAUGGUGCGAGCGAUUCUAUCGAACACUGCAAAGAGGUCUCCUGUUCAGUGAAAAUGGUGGCGUCAGACUCUUGGAACAAUUUACUGGCUAAACAUGAAAUUAAUUUCUCGACACCAUGUUCGGGCAAGGACGAAGGCACGUAUUUUAAUUAGAUCGUCAAAAUGUGAUGGCGCGUUGAAGAAAGAAUGAUCUUCAAUUGAAAUGCAAAAAGUUGUAUUGAUUUUUUUAACUCCAAAAAUUUUUAUUUUAUAAUUAUGGAAAAUGUAAACAUUAUCAAAGCUAAAUUGAAGCUUUCAUUGAAAUGAUGAUGAAGAAGAAGAAAAAUUUAAAUAUCAAAAAAAAGAGAAAACUUUAAGAAGCUAAAAAAUGAACACAGAAAUUAUAAUUAAAACGUAGAACAAAAAACCUAACAAUUUUUAGUGUGUCAUUCGAAAUGUGAUGGAAAUGUUCCAAUAGGAAUUGACCAUCCAACCAUCCCACAUACAAUUGCAUUUUGUGACUCUAAACACUAUAUUAAUUAGACAGAAGAAAACAAUGGAAAUGAAUGCAACAAUGUUGAAAUGUUAAUGUCUAUUGUAAAUAGGAUUUUGCCGAAACGAAAAAUGUAAAAUUAUUUAAAAAAAUAAAUAAAAAAAAAUAAAAAAAAAUAUGUUGAAGCCACAAA
Bradysia coprophila is the source of this 5616-nucleotide messenger RNA. RefSeq lists its product as uncharacterized. The record is from RefSeq and is a predicted model, not a curated record. NCBI's taxonomy places the organism in Eukaryota, Metazoa, Arthropoda, Insecta, Diptera, Sciaridae.